This is a messenger RNA of Exophiala mesophila, 870 nucleotides long. Its product is annotated as S-formylglutathione hydrolase. Gene Ontology annotation, molecular function: S-formylglutathione hydrolase activity. The coding region runs from base 1 to 870 and encodes 289 amino acids. The transcript is spliced from 3 exons. Gene Ontology annotation, biological process: formaldehyde catabolic process. Gene Ontology annotation, cellular component: cytosol. NCBI's taxonomy places the organism in Eukaryota, Fungi, Ascomycota, Eurotiomycetes, Chaetothyriales, Herpotrichiellaceae. The record is from RefSeq and is a predicted model, not a curated record.
AUGUCGGUCAACACAACUGCAACUAUUGCCUCAUUUGGGGGCAAGCUUCUCAAGCUUGCUCACCAGUCCUCUGUCAUCGGUGGUGAAAUGAAGUUCAACUUGUACCUUCCCCCGCAAGCACUCGACAAGUCGAAGAAAGUCCCGCUGUUGAUCUACCUGUCUGGAUUGACCUGUACAGCCGAGAAUGCAUCGGAGAAAGGGUUUUUCCAGCAUGGUGCGAGCAAAAAGGGGAUCGCAGUCUUGUAUCCUGACACCAGUCCAAGAGGGUUCGGUAUCAAGGGCGAAGACGACGCCUACGACUUCGGCACUGGUGCUGGCUUUUAUGUUGACGCAACCGUUGCGCCGUGGUCGGACAAUUACAAAAUGUACUCUUAUAUCACCGAUGAACUCCCCAAAACCGUGUUUGCCGCAUUUGACCAAAUCGACUCGAGUCGAGUGAGUAUCACUGGCCACAGCAUGGGUGGCCAUGGCGCCCUUUCAUUAUUCUUGAAGAAUCCUGGAAAGUACAAGAGCGUCAGCGCGUUUGCCCCCAUCUCCAAUCCUCUCAAAGCCCCUUGGGGAGAAAAAGCAUUUAAGGGCUACUUUGGUGAAGAGCAUUGGCAGAAGAAGGGCGCAGAACACGACUCUACGGAGCUUUUGAAACUCUGGAAAGGUGGUCCCCUAGAUAUUCUCAUCGACGUGGGAACCGGUGACAAUUUCUACAAACAGGGUCAACUCCUACCUGAGAAUUUGAUUGCUGCAGCGAAAGAAAUUGGUCAAGAAAAAGGAGUCAAUGUCAGAUUCCAGCCGGAUUACGACCAUAGCUAUUAUACCAUGGCAACCUUUUCGGACGAUCACAUUGAUCAUGCAGCAAAGCACCUUUUUGCUUAG